Messenger RNA from Musca domestica (house fly), 900 nucleotides. RefSeq names its product larval cuticle protein 65Ag1-like. The record is from RefSeq and is a predicted model, not a curated record. Gene Ontology annotation, cellular component: chitin-based extracellular matrix. Gene Ontology annotation, molecular function: structural constituent of chitin-based larval cuticle. Lineage: Eukaryota; Metazoa; Arthropoda; Insecta; Diptera; Muscidae. The transcript has 3 exons. The coding region runs from base 150 to 692 and encodes 180 amino acids.
ACAUCUUAAAAAAAAAAAAAAAAAAACAAAAAAUACUGUAAUGAUCGGUGCGGCCUUUGUUCGUGGAGAAUAAAAUGCGAGUUUAAAUCACCAACAGCAACAAUAUCAAAUCUAAAUCUUCUUGGAUCGGUUCUACACCGGACGUCACUAUGAAAUAUCUAUGUGUUGUUAUGUCUUUGGUAGGUGCAGCCUGUUCGGCCUCCAUUGGCAAUGCAGAUCCAGAGAAAACUACUACCACACAAAAGCCCCACAUUGUGGAGAUUAUGGAAUCAUCUUCCAGUCACAAUAUGGAUGGCUCGUACAGUUUUCACUAUCGUGGAGCUGAUGGAACGUUUCGCGAAGAGACAGCAGUCGUAAAAGAUGCAGGCACUGAACACCAACAUCUGGAAAUAACAGGAGCUUAUUCCUUCUUCGACGCUGAUGGAAAAGAAGUUGUGGUUCACUACAAGGCCGGGGACCGUGGUUUCGUUCCAGAAGGUAACAAUAUCCCCGAAGAGAUAUCGGCUGCCGCCAAAGCCAACAGUGAAUUGCCAGCAUCGACAGACAUCGAUGAGAGACCUAAAGAGAUCCCAAUUACAGCUAAAGCAAGUAGCAAACUAGCAGCAUCGCCUAACAUCGUUGAGGGGAGUGACGACUCGGAAGAGGACGAUAUGUUCAAAGAGACCCCCCAGAUGCCGAAGAGGAUUUAUUAAAGCAAAAACAUACAAAUCUAAAAUACCCCACAAAAAAAAAAAUACAGCCUGGCAACAAUUACACACACGUAUUGCCACCUACAUAUGUGUAUGUAUACAGCAGCCACAAGUAUUCGAAAUUAACGAUCAAAAUCGAUAUGUACAAAUAAUUGUAUAAAUAAAUAAAGGAAUGAUUCUAUUAUUGGAAGAGCAUGGAGAAAUAAUACAA